UUCCAGGAGUUGGGAAGCACCACAGAGAGCCAGGAGCCAACAAAUCAUCUCAACACCUAAAUGAGGCAUUAAGUUUGCAGAUCUGUUGCUGUGUCUGAAACCUCACCAGGGAACACAAGUAUUAAAAAUGGCAGAAAAGGUGAAUAACUUCCCACCACUUCCCAAGUUCAUCCCACUGAAACCAUGUUUCUACCAGAAUUUUGCUGAUGAAAUUCCCAUCGAUUACCAGUUCCUGGUGAAGAGAAUCUAUCAUGUGUGGAUCUUUUACUGCAUCACGCUGGCCGUGAACCUCAUUGCCUGCCUGGCCUGGUGGAUCGGGGGCGGCUACGGGGUCAACUUUGGCCUGGCCAUCCUCUGGCUGAUCCUCUUCAGCCCCUGUGGCUACAUCUGCUGGUUCCGCCCUGCCUACAAAGCCUUCCGGUCAGACAGUUCCUUUAAUUUCAUGGCCUUUUUCUUCAUCUUUGGGGCACAGUUCCUCCUCACGGUGCUGCAGGCGAUCGGCUUCUCCGGAUGGGGAGCGUGUGGAUGGUUGGCAGCCAUCACCUUCUUCAGCACCAGCGUGGCAGCUGCUGUGUUCAUGCUGUUCCCUGCCAUCAUGUUCACCAUGUCAGCAGUUGCAAUGCUCAUCUGCAUUGUAAGGGUACAUAAAAUCUACCGAGGGGCUGGUGGAAGCUUCCAGAAGGCUCAAGAUGAGUGGAACAGUGGUGCAUGGAGGAACCCUCCCAGCAGGGAGGCCCAGUACAGCAAUUUUUCUGGGAACAGCCUGCCAGAGUAUCCCACAGUGCCCAACUACCCCUCUGGAAACCAAUGGCCUUAAGCAGCACCAGCUGCAAACUGCCUGGAUUCUCUCCUUUUUGGUCUUUUUAUUCUUGUUCUUGGAAAAGAUCAUUUGCAUUCCCCCCCAAGCACCCCACUCAUCUCGGGGACCUUUCUGGUUCUUGUCUCCUGAUCCCUGCAGAAUAUCCGUGCUCUCAGCCCUUCCCACCUCCACUGCACUGCACGGCCAUGGCAGAAAGCUUUUUGUUUGCCUUGAGUCACCAGUAUUUGCCUCGUUGCAGACUGAGAACAAACCCUUCACUGUCCUUGCUUGAGGGAAUCCUCUCCUGACCAUCCCUGGAAAAGGCUCAGCUUCCCUGCAAUGGCAACACUCCCACAGCUGCUCCCUGCUCCUGCCCAGCUUCCACGGAAUGCCCAGCACAGCACCACACUGUCUGUAGCAAAAGCAAUCAGAGCGUUAGUAGCAACUGAUGUUUACUCUCCUGGAUGAAUAAUGUGGAAUUUUUCACUCUAAGGGAAAUGCAGCACUUAAAUUAUUUGGUACUGGUGACACUGAAGUGAUUUGUGAAAGCUCCACCCUCCGUGGGAGGAUCCCUGCAGGUAACAGAGUGUGCCCUGGGUGAGUCCUCGGAUGUGAAGUCCCCACAAGUCCUCAUUUGCCUGCCUCAGACUGUUGUGAUGCUACAGGUCUUGCUUUCCCUGCUGCCAAAACCUCUUGUUGGAUCUGUGUGUUCCAAAGGGGCAGAUUCAUCUCCUUAGGUUCAUGAUUGCUCACUGGAGCCUGAACCAAAGCCCAGUGGAAACCAGUGCAGAGCUGACACUGGGCCUUGGUGAUGUUCCCCCGGUACAGGGACUCAGCAGGAGAUCUCCCCACCAUGUAACCUCAGCCAGGUUUUGUGCUGGCCCAAGAAAUGCCCCACAGGACACACCUUGUCCUGUUGGGACAGCUUUUUCCUGGGUUCCCAGCCAGGAGCUGGAUGCAAGAUAAUGUCUGAUCUCAGUGCUGGAGCCCCAGUGUGGUUUGGAGACGCUUCUGUUAUAAUGAAGAGUUUAAUUCUGCCUUCUGCUGGUGUAGCUGAACUCCAAACAUUACAAUGGGGUCUGGGACACCAGGGGAAGUUUCUUAGUCCUCAUGGCUGCUGUUGGCUCUGUGGCUGGCAAGACUUCCAUGAGGGAGGGAUUCCUGCUUUUCUCCAAGAAUCAGCUGAAGGGAGGAUGAAGCUGUUGAGAGGGAUUGUUUUCCCUGAGAUUAUCCUGCACCUUGUCAUUCAUCUCCAUUCUGUGCCUGAGCCAUCCAAUUGCCUGUGCCCUACGGUGAUCCAGGCAGCAAAGGCUGCAGUUUCCUCUUCCCCCUCAGCCUGCUGUGAAUUUUUUCAAACCUGUCCAAACUGGGAGGUCAGUUUCCAAUUUUUUUAUAGGGAGUGAGUGUUCCAAGUCUUUGGCUCUCAAAGUUUUGGCCAAUGAUCUAGAGUGCUCCAUUUGGGAGACCUAGGAGGGGUUGGGCACCCUGGGGAUCAGACCCAGAGCCUGCUGUCUUGGCAGGCUGAUGAUGGGGUUAUUCCAAAUUCCCAAAUUCCCACUGAGCAACUGGAAAACAAAACUGGCUCCUGGAAAGGGACAGGAACAUGGUCCUAGCUAGGUGGAAUUGAUUUGCAAGUGGUCUUUUGAAAAUUUUUCUCUACAUGUGCCUUAUCUAAUGAAAUCACGAUUCACAGAGGAGAGCUCCCACAUCCCCCUCACCCCUGCAGAAUUCCCUGUGUCCCUAUUAACUUGUCCUGUGUCACACUAUAAAUAAUAAGGGAAGCACAGUCUGGAGUCUGCAUGACCCCUGUGUUACCAGGGCCAAAGCAAAAGCAACCCCAGAUGGGAGGGCAGAGCCUCCCCGAAUUUCCGUUUACAGCCACACUGACCCCCUGCAGCCCUCCACUGGCUCUGGGACAUGGAAUGUGCUCCCAACACCAGGGGGUUUUCCUGGAGAGUGUGCAAUGUGCUUGGGAGGAGGAGCUCUUGGAGCCUUCUUAACAAAACACGGCCUGAGGGCGUUGUGAAGCUUUUAGGUGCCUUUGUCUAGUGUCAAGUGUAAUUUUAAGUGUUCUUUGUCGCUUGCCAUGGAGUGAUGAAAGAACUGCCUGGCGUUGACUCCCUGGAAAUACGAUGGAUGCACCAUGGGGUGAGGGUCAGCGGGGCUGAAGGUGGCGUUGGCCACACUUGGGAGCCAGGACAUGAUGUGUCCCUUGCUCCUGCCCCUCGCCAUCCUCAGCCUCUUGCCAAAAUCCUUCCAAACCCUUUGAUACUUGCCCCAUUUCAGUGUGUCACCUUGGAGGUUUUGAAGGAAUCAAGAGGAGAAGCCUUGCUGGGGGCUCCACAUCCUGCUCUCUUUGGGAUUUUCCCCUUGGAGAAUCUGGGGGCUGUGUUGAAGCACCCGCCCUCAGUCACACUGGAAAUGCUUGGUGCGAGGAGAGGGGGUGCCUGGGAGCCUGCCCACCGGAAUGGUUGAAGCUGGACACCAAAAUCACCCCCUGUUAGCCUGCACUGCCUGAGAUCCCUGUGGAGAUCAAAGCACCUCCAGGUGGGAGCUGCCAUCUCAUCCCCCCACCUCCUCUGCGAUGCCAGAAACCGUAAUUCCAGAAAGUUGACCUGACACGCUGCCUGAACAACUGUGGCUUAAUUUUUUUUCUUGUUUUUUUGGACUCCUAUAUGUUUUUAAAUGUUUACAUUAGAUUUCUGAAAGUUCUUAACACCAUUAACCCAGCCCUGGCUCCUGGUGUGGUCGGGCGUCACGUGCCGUGUCUGUGUGCGAUGUUUCAUGUCACCUGUGGAGCUCUGGGUUUUGUUUGUGUUUUUCUCCUGAUCACAAGACAAUAAAUGCUCAUCCUGUGCUUGAUGAGGAGAACUGGCCGCAUGGGAGAAGUGUCUGUUCCUAGGUAACCAGAGUUAUCUGGCAGAGGGAAAUGGCAAAAUCUCUGUGUUCCUCCAAAGUCUCCCACUGCAUGUUGUUUUCUCUGUAAAAGAACAGCACGUUGAUGGAUGAGGCUCAUCCUCUGUGCAGGGGACUGGUGUCCGUGGCUUGUUGUGGUUUGUACUCUUAGAGAUGCCCCAUCAGCUUUGACUAAAGGUGCUGCCGUUGUUUCCAUCUUCUAACAAUGGGAUUGGAGAGCAGAGCUGUGGAGAAAGUCCCAUCUCCCAAGGACUGGGGUCAUUUUUGUGGCCUUUCCCUCGUGCAGAGAGCCCCUGGCAGUGCUGGUGUCUGCUUUCCCCAGUUAUUGCCUGGAAGGAGACUGUUACCCUUGAAGUAAAUGGCCUUGGACAGCAAAGGUGAGUUGAAUCCCUUUAGCAUGUGGCUGAAUUUAUUGCCCAAAAUGUUUUUCCAAAGCUAUCACAGAAUCCCAGAAUACUUUGUGUUGGAAGGGACCUUAAAGCCUGA
Ficedula albicollis (Collared flycatcher) is the source of this 4201-nucleotide messenger RNA. RefSeq names its product secretory carrier membrane protein 4 (gene SCAMP4). Gene Ontology annotation, biological process: protein transport. The record is from RefSeq and is a predicted model, not a curated record. Gene Ontology annotation, cellular component: recycling endosome membrane; trans-Golgi network membrane. NCBI's taxonomy places the organism in Eukaryota, Metazoa, Chordata, Aves, Passeriformes, Muscicapidae. The transcript is spliced from 7 exons. Bases 128 to 817 code for a protein of 229 amino acids.